AUGGAUUCCUGGACGUUUCACACCAUUCGCCAUGGUGACCCCGAAUACGAAAAAGCACGAUGCGCCGCAGUCUGGAAUGGUCGAGUUCCAGAUCGAUACCCCGAACUGAUCACUUACUAUGAAAAUGAUACCCACGUUCAAGCAAUCGUCCGUUACGCGAAGGAAAAGAAAAUGAGCAUCGGAACCAAGUCAGGAGGCCAUUCCUGGACAGCCUCCUUUCUUCGCGAUGGGGGUAUCAUGGUCGACCUUGCGAAAAUGAACAACUUCACAUUUGACGUGAAAGCCCGUACUGCAAUUGCUCAACCUGCAGUGUAUGGUUCGGACCUCAAUGCUGCCCUUGUUCCGCACAACCUCAUGUUUCCUGGUGGACAUUGUCCGACUGUUGGACUGGGAGGCUUUCUGCUACAGGGAGGCUUCGGGUGGAACUCUCGCAAAUGGGGUGUCGCAUGCGAAAGUGUCAUGGCGAUAGACGUGGUCACAGCGGAUGGACAGCUUAUCCGUGCAAGCCCAACUGAGAACUCUGACUACUAUUGGGCUAGUCGUGGUGCUGGGUGUGGAUACUUUGGUCUUGGAAUCAUGACUGCACGGUAUAUCUUCGAAACAACCCACCUGGACGAGGUUCUUGCUGCUAUCGAUGCUGUCUCAGAGUCAGUUUCCCCGGAUCUUGAAAUCGGGCUUUUUGUCGCGCGCGAUCAGGAUGGUAUCAUGGGUCGACCGACACUUGCAAUCACGGCUGAUGCGCUUUCCGACACGGAAGAAGAGGCUUGGACCGCUCUCGAUCUUCUACAUGACCUACCCGUGAUGAAGAAAGCCAUCAAGUCAGCUCCAUUUGUUAGUUGCACGUUGCGAGAAAUGCUUAAGCGAUUCGAUGAUAUUCUCGACAACCGCGGAAGACGAUACGAAGCCAAUAACCUCUGGACGGAUCUACCUGUCAUAGAUCUGCUCCCCAAUUUCCACAAGAUUAUUGAGGCGCUUCCUUCGGCGCCCUCCCAUCUCUACAUGAUGUGGUGGCUCCCGGUUAAACGUCGUCCGGAGAUGGCGUUCUCUAUGCAGGCGCGUCUAUAUGUCGCUCUCUAUGCGAUCUCUACGGAUCCGGGACAGGAUACUAAGAAUUCCAGUUAUGUGAUUUCUUCUUUGGAGGAGAUGGGACAUCUGCGAAAAGGAAUUCAACUCGCCGAUGAGAACCUACCGGGUCACCCUGGAAAGUUUAUGCGUACGCAGAACUAUGUCAGGUUGAAAAAGUUGCGCCAAAAAUACGAUCCAGAAGGUCGGUUCUAUAGCUAUAUUCGAGUACCACGCGAGUUCGAAGCUGCUGAGCUGCUCUCUCUUCACUGUGAAUGA
Penicillium longicatenatum is the source of this 1341-nucleotide messenger RNA. RefSeq names its product FAD-binding oxidoreductase. The transcript is spliced from 2 exons. Bases 1 to 1341 code for a protein of 446 amino acids. Gene Ontology annotation, molecular function: FAD binding. Lineage: Eukaryota; Fungi; Ascomycota; Eurotiomycetes; Eurotiales; Aspergillaceae. The record is from RefSeq and is a predicted model, not a curated record.